AUGUUUGGAAAGCUGGAAGUAAAAUUGAUACCGAGGAAGAACUCGGAUGGAAACAGAAUUAAAAAGAAGAAUGGAAAUCCUUUACAAAGAUUAAAUGUAGAAAGUUCUGCACAUUUGCAUGACAUCGCUCGAUAUAUUUAUAAUUUAGCGUUUCAGAAAGAAGAUCCUCACUUUGAGAUCGGACUUUAUUUAUCAUCGAAUGGAGUAGAAUCCAAAUUACCGCUUACGCUAACUGUUGGAGAGUUCGCAUUCAUUACCCAUCAAACUAAUUCGGUCGAAAUUAAAUAUUCAUAUAACAAAGUACAUAUAGAUGAACCGCCACGACCUGUACCACCACCUCCACCUCCUCAAUCGAAAAUUACACAGCAAGAUAUUAUCGCGCAACUACAACCUACAUUUUUACCACCUCUACCUUCUCAGCAUCCAAUUCCUGAAGUUAACGAAACUAAAGCUCUUGAUAGUGUGAUGAAACCACAAGAAUAUAAUCCGCCUUCUAUUAGAUUUGGCGAAGGCAUGUCAAAUAUACUAUUUAGCACUGGAUUAACACUAUGGAAUGACUCUUUUGGGCCGGUUCCGAUGGAAAAGAAGAAUUCGAAUCCCUCAACUGGCGAGAAAAAUUCAACUCCAGAAUCGGAAUGUCUGAAAAACCAAUUGGAAUCACUUAUGCAGCAAGGAAAGCAUUAA
Molecule: messenger RNA, 684 nt
Organism: Trichomonas vaginalis G3
Lineage: Eukaryota; Parabasalia; Trichomonadida; Trichomonadidae
Exons: 1
Coding region: 1-684 (227 amino acids)
Source: RefSeq, a predicted model, not a curated record